AUGGCUGCCAACGGCAAUCCGAAGGCGAGGAACAGUGCCGGUGUCGCCAACGGAAGGCCCGCAUCUGCUCGGCGUGUGGUCCCUGCUAUUCCCUUGACUUACGAGCGUCGCCUAAAGGCCAAUGCUGCCGCGAAGCACGCCGCAGCCCAAGCCCAAUCCGUCCCUGUUGCGUCCCUUCCUCGGCCCGCCGCCACCACCAACGGCUCUUCCUUGAAAAUUCAGAACGAUGUCGACGCCGCGACCUUGACCCCAAAGUCCAUCGAGCCCGAAUCCAUUGCCCGCGACGAGAAGCCCGCCGCCGUCGAAGAACCCGCCGUUGUUGCCCCUGCCGAUGACUCCAACAACGAUGAUGUAAAGGAUCGCGAGGAUCUUCUUUCACAACAGUCCUCUACUACUAUCCCUGCUUCUUCCGACGCCGAACUAUCCAAGUCCACCGACAAGACCGAGCAAGACGCGCCCUCGUCUAUCAAGGAAUCCGCGCCAGGUAGGUUACCCGCUGGCCGCCACCAUAUAUACCAGGAGUUGUCGUCCUCACACUUUGCAGAGAACCGUCGUGUAACUUCUCCGCCCUCUGCUCGAGCCGCUCAAAUGGAAAACUCCCAGCUGCCCCCGACUUUCCGACCCCCUCCCGUCAUACCUCCCAGCCGAUACAACAUGCCUCCCGGCGCCCAUAAUGGCCCUCGCCCCUCGCCUGUCGUAAUCAACGGCACAUCUCACAGAGGUCCUCGAUCAGUCCACAAUGGCCCCCCUCAUAUGCAUGGCCCGCGUCCAAGCAACGGCAGUCUCGUUCAGUUUGGUGGUUUCGGGUCCAACUCGUCGUCUCCCGCCCCUCCUCAUUCUGGUGGCUUCAUGCCUCCCAACGGUGCACCUAUGCCUGACGGACGCCAAAUCUAUAACCAUGCCGCCGCUGCUACGAACGGCUACCAUCAUCAGAUGCCUUAUGGAACCGAAUUCGUUCCCGGAACUGGUGUAGAUCAGUUUGGCAGACCUAUCCCGGGCCCUGCUGGCAUGGAGCAGUACCAUCCUUAUGUCAACGGCUAUGGGCCUUCCACUCCUCACAGCUUCCAGGGAUCACACUCUUCGGCACAGGCGGAGGAUGCCGGUGCUUACAACCCAUACCCCGCGCCUGGUAUCCCUAACGGUGCGGCACAUGUCGAUGACGCCCGCUCCCACCCUCCCCCUGCUGGAGCUUUCGGUGUGCCUCCCCAGCGAAUGAUGCCUGGGCCUAUUCCGCCCCCGCACAUGAUGCACCACGGCCAUGAAGCCCAGGGAUUGGACGGUCUUGCCGCCUACCUGCGGUCACAGUUCCGCGAUACCGCGCUCGCCGACUGUACCCUCGAGCUCCGAUACCUGGACGACCGAGCCCCUCCCGUCCGCAUUCCUGGUCACCGUCUUGUGCUUGCGAGAAGCCAAGUUGUUAAGAACAUUCUUGAAACCGAGAGCUUCGAGACAAGCCCGCCGGGGACGAACCGCACCAUACUGCUCCAGUCGGAAGACAAGUACCUCCGGUCUGAUGCAUUUUGGAUGGCUGUCCAGCAUCUCUAUGCCUUCCCGCUUUUGGAGCUACCAGAACCCAGUACCAAUGGCGGCCUGACGUUGGCCGGCAGCGCUGAUGACCGCUUCGACUUUGCGUUGGGAUAUGCUGCGGCUGGCCACGCUUUGGGAUGGCACCCUAUAGUAGUUCGCGGCUUGGAGAUCGCUUCGCACUCUCUCAGUUGGGCGACCAUUGAGCGAGCCAUUGAAUUUGCCCUUGCCGACGUACCCGGCCGCGCAUCUGCUGAUCGACACACCCAGUUCGCAUACGGCGACCCUGUCCAGAUCUUGAUGAAUGGAAUUAUCAACUUCCUCGUCAACAACUUCCCACCCGACUUCACCCUUGACACAUCCGUUUCCGACCCCGAGCGCUUUGCCCGCAUUCCGUUUGUCCCCGCGUCCCCGCCAGCUCGUGAGGGUACCCCAACUAUUGCCCGUGGAACUUCUGCCAAGGACCGUCGAUCGCGCCCUAUGCACAUUCAAUUCGGUGACCUGGCUGUGAACCAAGACGCUGGAUCCAAGGGCUCUGAGCCCGCGCCUCCCUCACCGCAGCAGCGAAACAUUCAGUCUGUUCUGUCGACGAUACUCAUCAAUCUUCCAUUCGCUUUCCUCAAGCCCACACUUGAGUCGAGCGGCUACGGCAACGUCAACGGCUGGGCAAACGUCGAGGCGCGCCAUCACAUCAUGAGGGCUGUGGUGAAUGAGCGCGAGACACGAAGGGGCAGAGCUCUUGAAGCUGUCAAGGCUGGCGCUGUGCCGCAUGCCGAGUCGAUUCUUUACGGACUCCAGAGUGUAGAGCCCCGUCAGGGCGAGGAGUGGAACGGUCUCGGCUGGCGUGAGGAGGUGGUGUCGUACGUCAAUGGCGACGCGCCGUCACUCGGCCGGCAGUGGGUCCCGCUCAUGGUCCAGAACGGCUCCGGCCAUAUGGAGCAAUUGAGCCGCCCGGCGUAUCCUUGA
Molecule: messenger RNA, 2490 nt
Organism: Colletotrichum truncatum
Lineage: Eukaryota; Fungi; Ascomycota; Sordariomycetes; Glomerellales; Glomerellaceae
Source: RefSeq, a predicted model, not a curated record